UUGAGAAACAAACAAGAAGAAUCGCCAAAACCAAAAUCUAGAAAUCCCUUUUCUCUCUCUGCUGCUCCCUUUUUUCUUUGUUUUAAGUUUUUUUUUUAACAAAAAUUGGAACUUGACCAUGCAACAAUAAUACUUGUAUAUUCUCACAGCUUAUACUAUAAUCACAGACCAUUGUACUUCUACCAUUCUUUUGGGGUGAUUAUGGGAACAGCAGCGUCGUCAAUGGCGGCCAAAUUGGCCUUCUACCCACCAAGUCCACCGUCUUAUAACAUAGUAAUUGAUGAAGAAACUGGGAAACUGAGGAUUUCAAACGUCUGUCGGAGAGACGACGUGGACGUGUUGAAGCUUUCCACAAAGAAAAGGAAUGAGAUUGUUGCCAUUUACGUGAAGAACCCAUCAGCUUUGCUGACUGUUCUAUACUCUCACGGCAACGCUGCUGAUAUUGGCCAGAUGUAUCAUUUAUUCUCUGAGCUUAGCUUGAACCUAAACGUUAAUCUUAUGGGGUAUGAUUAUUCUGGGUAUGGACAGUCUUCUGGAAAGCCAAGUGAACAGCACACAUAUGCUGAUAUCGAGGCUGCAUACAAAUGCCUAAAGGAGACUUAUGGAGUGAAGGAGGAAGACGUUAUAUUGUAUGGUCAGUCAGUAGGCAGUGGGCCUACUCUUGAAUUGGCUACACAUUUGCCCCAAUUAAGAGCUGUUAUUCUUCACACUCCUAUCCUGUCUGGGAUUCGUGUCAUGUAUCCUGUCAAGAAAACAUACCGGUUCGAUAUCUAUAAGAACAUUGAUAAGAUUCCGCUUAUUAAUUGCCCAGUUCUGGUAAUCCAUGGAACUGAAGAUGAAGUCGUGGAUUUUUCCCAUGGUAAGCAGCUGUGGGAGCUUUGUAAAGAGAAGUAUGAGCCCUUGUGGCUCAAAGGAGGAAACCAUUCUAACUUGGAACUCUACCCGGAGUACCUGAGGCAUCUCAGGAGGUUCAUAUCCACCAUUGAGAAGCUGAAUUCACAUCUUAUAAUUGCAUCUGAACAAAGUUCAGAUCAACCUAAUCAGCCUUCGAAUUCCCCACAUGACAAUAUGGAAAAAUCAAGGCCAAGCACAGAUCACGGAGAUAAAGGGCCUAGUACUGGGCAUAAAGAAAUAACUGGGCUAAGCACAAAUGGCAGAGAGAAAGGAAGAGCUAGCAGAGACAGGAGAGAGAAGUCAAGAAAGAGCAUAGAUCGAGCAACCCAAGCCAGGAACAGCUUUGAGCGGUUGGGAGACAUGUUUAAAUCUGUGGGAUUUUGCAAUGUUGAUUGUUUGAAGCAGACAGCUUCCAAGGCUUGAGAUUGAAAAGUUAUUUCUUGUACAAAUGGGUUGUAAUAUGUCCUAAUUCUCUAGUUCUCUGUUUGUUUUUUGGGUUGGCAUCUUCACUUUGUAAUACACAAGCAAAUAAUUUAACUGGCCAAGCUCUUUUUCAGUCUUCAAAAUUCUUGUCUGCCAAAUUGCCAAUGAACAUACAUAAAGCUUCUACUCUUCUAUGUUAAUUGUCUUGGCUCUGUUACUCGAUCAUCAGCAGACUGCUUAUAUCUGCCAGGGUGAGAGAGGCUAUAGAUUCCUCCAGGAACAGAUGGAAACUGGCAAACUCCCAUGCCCUCAUAGGAAAACAACUUGCAUGUUUAAUGGCAAGGAAGCUUGCUCAUUCUCCAAGGAAUUGCCUUCCAUCUAUUGUAUCCUUUUAGGAAACCUAUAUAUAUU
Manihot esculenta (cassava) is the source of this 1728-nucleotide messenger RNA. RefSeq names its product alpha/beta hydrolase domain-containing protein 17B. The transcript has 6 exons. Lineage: Eukaryota; Viridiplantae; Streptophyta; Magnoliopsida; Malpighiales; Euphorbiaceae. The record is from RefSeq and is a predicted model, not a curated record. The coding region runs from base 202 to 1317 and encodes 371 amino acids.